Molecule: messenger RNA, 2088 nt
Organism: Truncatella angustata
Lineage: Eukaryota; Fungi; Ascomycota; Sordariomycetes; Amphisphaeriales; Sporocadaceae
Exons: 3
Coding region: 1-2088 (695 amino acids)
Biological process (GO): regulation of DNA-templated transcription
Molecular function (GO): DNA-binding transcription factor activity, RNA polymerase II-specific; zinc ion binding
Source: RefSeq, a predicted model, not a curated record
AUGUCACCUUCGUCGACAGGCGACUCUCCUCGCUCCAUGGGAGGAAUGAGCAAUUCGGGAAGGCCCUUUCCCCUGCCAAAUAGAGAAAAUUUCACAGUCGAUAUUCCGUCGCAACCUACUGGUAGCACAAACGGGUCGUCUCUGAAGUCACCGAAUGCAACAAAGACAGCACGAACUGCAACUUUCAGUAGGGAGGGUAUUCUGGGAUCUGCGCAGAAAACACGAAACCUAUCUCAGUCUUCCGAGGCGCGACCAGAGCAGAUAAUGAGUGACUUGCAAAAGGUCUCCAGCGAUGAAAGCAUAAAUCCGUUGAAGCGUCGAAACACAGACGCCACCAUAGACUACCCUCGUAGGAGAGCGACGAUAGCGUGCGAGGUUUGUCGGUCCCGUAAAUCUCGAUGCGAUGGGACCAAACCUAAGUGCAAGCUCUGCACUGAACUUGGUGCGGAAUGCAUAUACCGUGAGCCCGGUAUCAAGCUCGACGCUGGCGAUAAACUCAUUCUGGAACGGCUCAAUCGUAUCGAGAGUCUCCUCCAGAUGAGUAUAGUGAACAGUCCGAACGGCAUGCACAUUGCUGAGAACUCGCCACCGAUCAGCAAUGGUACUGGUUUGAGUGCUGAUAAUCUUCUCGCCAAUGCCAGCUCAGGUUUUGUGUCGAUCAUACCUAGCGGUGGUCUAGGUACUUGGACGCAACAUACAACGAAUAGUAUAUCUACAAUGCCAAAAGUGCACACCAAUGCCGCCCUGCACCUGCUGCAGUGGCCGCUGAUCCGAGACUUGGUUCAACGGCCCUAUGAUCCUCAGAUAUUACUGCAACUCGAAAUGGCCCGGGAACCCCUUCCUUCUCUUGCAAAAACACCGUGUGUCGAUCUCUCCAAUACGCAUGCUUAUAUUGAGGCAUAUUUUGACAGAGUAAACGUCUGGUACGCCUGCGUGAAUCCUUACACUUGGAGAAGCCACUAUAGAAGCGCUUUGUCGAAUGGGUUCCGGGAAGGGCCUGAGAGCUGCAUUGUUCUCUUGGUACUUGCACUUGGACAGGCAAGCUUGAGAGGAAGUAUAUCUAGGAUUGUUCCUCAGGAGGAUCCACCAGGGUUACAAUACUUCACGGCAGCUUGGUCAUUGCUUCCCGGCAUGAUGACCUCAAACAGCGUUUUGGCGGCGCAGUGCCAUCUUCUUGCGGCUGCCUACCUCUUUUAUUUGGUGAGACCGUUAGAAGCUUGGAAUCUGUUAUGCACCACGAGCAGCAAACUACAGCUGCUCCUUAUGACCCCAACACGGAUUCCGGAGGAUCAAAGGGAACUGUCGGAAAGGAUCUACUGGAAUGCACUGCUCUUCGAAAGCGAUCUGCUGGCAGAGCUUGACUUGCCACACUCUGGGGUUGUUCAGUUAGAAGAGCACGUCGGGCUCCCUGGUGGAUUCCAGGGUGAGGAGUCUGAAGCAGUCGGCCGUGAUGAUCUGUGGUACUUCUUGGCCGAGAUUGCACUGAGGCGGUUGUUGAACCGCGUCAGUCAACUCAUCUACUCUAAAGAUUCCAUGGCAUCGACAACUAGUCUAGAACCAGUGGUGGCGGAACUCGACUUCCAACUGACUCAAUGGUACGAAAGUCUGCCCGUAGCGCUGCAGUUUCCAUUUACGCGGCAAGCACUGGCGGAUCCAGUACAGACCGUCCUGCGUUUACGAUUCUUUGCUUGCCGAACGAUCAUAUACCGGCCAUACAUCCUGGCGGUUCUCGAUAAUGAGCAAGCUGUUUUAGACCCAUCAGUACGGGACAGUUGCCACAAGUGUCUGGAAGCCUCCAUCCGGCAGUUGGAGCAUAUUGGUGCACAUCAUGCCGGCCACAUGCCAUAUCUAUGGCAAGGUGCUCUAUCCAUCGUCUCACAAACCCUCCUCGUGAUGGGUGCGACGAUGUCACCGUCGCUUUUAAGCAUCCUGUUAACUCUUGUACCCCACCGUGAGGUCAUCGAUCAGAUUAUUAACGACGUGAUCAUGGAUAUUGAGAGGAUGGCAGUUCUUGCGCCCAGUCUGAGUCUCGGUGCUGAGAUUAUCAAAGAAGCUGAAGUCCGGCGACGGACUUUCCUGAAUGGCUGA